AUGAGUGAGUCUGACAUACACAAUUAUAAGCUUCCCUACGGCAUUGGUGUUAAAUGGAAAGACCUUGCACGAGCCCUUGGGUACUUUGAACCAUGUAUUGACGCAAUUGAAGAGGAAAAAUGUCACUGUCCAAAGGAAUGCUGUAUAAAGGUUCUUGUGCUAUGGAUGAAUCGGGAGGGAGACGAAGCUACUGCUGCAAGAUUAGCUGAUGCUUUAAUGAGAAUAGGACUUAAAAACCUGGCUGACAUUUUGAUAUACCCAAUCGAUCCAAGCCAGGUAAGUAUGCUUCUAAGUCAACUUGCAUUAAUCGACUACUAAUAAAUCUAAACGAAUCAGAGAAGAGCUAUUAUUUUCGUCUUGUAUAGACAAAUAAAAACCUUAAAACAAACAACGUGGCCGAUUAAAGGUCAUUGUAGUUUAAGUUAGCGAUUACUUCUACUGCACCUUUAUAUAGUCAAUGACGUCAUACCACUUGAACCACAGCAAUGCUUCAGGGGUUUGUUUUCGAAUUUCCUGAUUGUUGUUUUAAGGGAUUACAAAAUUUGAACUAGAAGAGCAAACAUUAACUCUGGAGUCCAGGUUGUAGUCAAAACCGUUAACUGAUCUUUGUAGCACCGUUCAUAUAAUUCUUAAGAUAUAUUAAGUGUUUUGUCAUACUACUUUUAUUAGCUCAUAUAAAAAGCUCCAUUUGCUCCAAAAUUCAGCUAGGAUCAUUUCACUUUUGCUCCCAAAAAGAAGAACAAUAUUAAAAAAAGGAAUGAAGUCAACUUUUUUCGGGAAAUCAAUCGGACAACUAUCGUUAUAAAUCGGCAUUCGUUUGACAAAAAAGGAUAUUUUGGUAUGUUAUAUAUUAUCUGGUGUACACUAUUAUGCACUCAAGAUCUGCGACCAACUGCAUUCAACAAUUGCAACUCAUUUUCUUAAAACGAAAUAUGUCGUAUAGCUACAAUUUUUACUUUUCAUAUAAUUUUUUUUUUGUUUUUUAUUUUAGAUCAACGCAUUUGAGAAGGAAAUUCGUGAGAUGAAAAGUCAGUUGGUCAGCUUAGAAGCAAAGGUAGAUAAUGUAUGAAAACAUCAUAGUAGUGCUUAUAAAUGAAUACUUGUUAUCGGCACGCUAACCUUCGCUUCUUUUUUACAAAAUAGGGUUCCAGAAUGAGCGCCAGGAUUAAAGAACUAGAAGAAGAGGUAAGGUUGUACAAUGUCAAUGUUAGUUUAUUAUGAACCACGCAUGCACACUUAAUCAUAUAGUCGCCUCUUGUUUUUGACACGCUAACCUUCGUUCAAUUUUGACAAAAAAGGGUUCCAUAAUGAGCACCAGGAUUGAAGAACUAGAAGAAGAGGUUAUGCAACGUCAAUUUUGGGUUUAUUAUGAACCACGCUUGUACACUUUAUCAUAGUUGCCUCUUUCCGAUAGCAGAAGGGUAUAAAAGGGAGUACGUUUUAGGCAAGUUGUGAGAGAAAUAUUAUUUCUCUUAACAACAUUUUAUAUUCCCAUUUUUAUAUUUCUUUACGUGAUGUACAUAAAAUUAUCUGCCGCUGUUUUCUUGGAUCUGAUCAACACAGAGUAUUUGAGAACAAGAGAAACAAAAGCUUUUUGUCGCUGAGGAAUUAUUUCAUUUGCCAAGUUCACAGCUUUUAAUACUUCAGCCCCACUCUGACUUCGUACUUGUUCCAUUUUUGUUAGCUGAAGGUUUUUUUUUUGGAAGUUAGAGAUUAAGGAUUGAUAACUCACAUAAAUUACCAGAACAGAUUAUUGAAGAAAAUACUUAUUUUAAUUUAAUUUGUUCAUGUUUUUGUUUUGUAUGAUAACAGAACCAGCAAUUGCGUGCCACUGUAGAAAUUAAAGAUAGAGGAGAACGUGAACAGGAGAUUAGCCAGGUAUGCAUGAAAUCACCAAGCUAAUUGUGCUAUAGUUUGGCGUACAAUGUUUGGUCAAACAAGCAUCUUUUUUUCCCUUUUCCUUUACAGGUUGAGCAGGUUUAUAGAACGGGCAACAAAUCUGAAGAGUUAGAAGAACAGCUUUUAAUUGCCAGGCAAUCGUCUCAAGAGAAAGAGGAAGAAGUAAGACAGCAAUUACUGCCGUGUAAUGAUUGUACGCCUGUCGUGCGUCUCAGGCCCUGGAGACUAAGUUGUCCCGGAAAGAGGAUCACACCCUCCAAGCCGAGUAAAUUUUAGUGAACGUUCAUAUGAGAAAAACGUUUACCCAUUUGCCGGAGCCAAGAGUGCUUGCGCAUGCUCUGAUAGUCUCACCUUGAUGGAGUUCGCGGACUGCAGGAGCCAAAGUAAAGUUGGCCCGGCUAGAAGGACUAGAAGGGUGACCCUUCCAUCCGGAAAAACGGUUCACCAAGUUUUGAAAAGAAAUUGGGGAACUGUUUGACUCGCGCCCAGGGUAGCUCUGGCAGGUGGUUGAUCCUUGAAUCCUAGGCCAGUUUACUCCAGAUAAACCUGGCCUUAUAAAUGUUUAGUGUAAGGUAUUAGACUUACAGACCUAUAACAACUGCGUCACUUAACCAUUAACUAGCAAAAUUAGAAUACAUGACAAUUCCACAAAUCGGGAAAACGUGAUUUUUGAAGUUGAUUUUAUCAACAUGCAGUUUAGGAGACGAAUUAUUUUUAAAGUACGUGCACGCGCGGGUAAAGGAAAGAUUUGCCAGCCUUUCUCUCGGCAAAAAGGCAUUUGGCGUUUUUACAAAAUAUUAAUAACGUUUGUUUUUCUUCGUUUUACAAUCUACAGAUCUUACGAUUGAGAAAAGAGAUUGAUGAACUUAAAGAAGAACUUUCUAAUGUCAAGCGUGAGUCACGCGAUACCAGGCAAGAGGCAAGUCAAUAUUGUUGACACACAUAAUACAUGGGGAACAUUGUAACAAACAUCUUAAUUUUGAUCAUCUUAUCUGGUUAUCUGGUUUGGCGUCUUCUAGUUUAAGAUGGGAACAAAAAACAGUUGAGAACUGCGAAAAAUUAAAAAUCGUCAGACGAGCAAUUUUUCGCAAUUUUCGCAACUGGCUUUCAAAAACCUCCAACCUUGCGAUUUUUGCGAUUUUUCGAAAACAUGACUGGCCCAAGUUAUACUUCUAGUCCUAAAUGCCAAAAACAGUGGUGGCAACUCGAGCCCAAAUGUCUGCCUCAUGAGGUUUUGCGUUUGGCGUAUUUUUAGUUGCCUAUUUGAUCGCUUUCUUCUUUUCCACCAGAGUCAUUUUCUUAUGCACUUUUCGAUUUAUAAUGUGUUUUAGGAGGGCGCUUUCUUCUCGGAUGCGGACCAAGCAGAUAGGGAACAUCGCAUUGGGGCUCAAUUAAAAAAUAUUAACGAGCAGCUCAACACAUACGUUACAUCUCCUUUGCAAACGCCGGUAGUAAAACAAGACCAACUACGAUUAGCCGUCAGACUUGACCUUUUGAUUAGACUGAGCGAGAACCUGCAAGAGUUAUACACUGAGACACAAGGAAUGAUUUCGGAAGCUGUUAAAUGUAACGAAGGCUUAAGAAGAGACUAUUAUGACCUUGCCUAUCACGGUCUUAGGGCGGAACACUUUGACUUGGUCCACCGAGUAGAAGAUUUGGAAUCUGCACAAGAGGAUAUGUCUGAAGAAGAAAGAAAAGAAUAUGAAAGACUUCAGUCAUAUCAGAAGGACAGACAAAGACAAGUCGAGGCAUUGGAUAAAGUGUGGAGACAUCUUUUUUCUCCGGUAUGUGAACAGAGCAGAACUUGUUUUCAGUCAGAUUGGUUGCUCAACUCUCCUAAGCAUAAAAAAAUAGGCAAAACAAGCUAAACGGUAUCAUGUCAUAGUGCAUAGUUAGUGAAGGUCCUAAAGAACGAAAUUUCUUAUUUAUAAUCUUAUCGGCUCGCCCUUGCAAUACUCUGCGAACAGAGACCCAUUGGUCUUCGAUCUUCUUCGACAGUAGCCUGUGAACAGGCCUUUGGUCGAGCGGGAAACUGGGGAGAGGGAAAGCGAAAAGGCCUGUAGACAACCCUGUAGACAAACAUUUGGGACCGCCGUUCUACGGCACACGCUGUGCAUCAGAUCAUGAUGCAAGCUCCUAUUGGCGAGCGAACAGAGACCCUUUGGUCUUCGAUCUUCUUCAACAGUAGCCUGUGAACAGGCCUUUGUUCCAGCGGGAAACUGGGGAGAGGGAAAGCGAAAAGGCCUGUAGACAACCCUGUAGACAAACAUUUGGGACCGCCGUUCUACGGCACACGCUGUGCAUCAGAUCAUGAUGCAAGCUCCUAUUGGCGAGAACACUGACUGUUGACAGAACUGAUUGACAUCGGCUUUUCGGUCGGCACGUAUCACGCGAUUUGAUCACAAAGUGGCAAUAACAAAACAGUCCAAAGAAUGUUAAGAUUAUUCAAGAGCUGUUACCAGGGAAGAACUACGCGCUCCAGUCAAAAGACUCACAUUAUGUUUAGAAAACCACUAAGCUGGAGUUUAGCUAGUCACAAUGCAAUUUUCCAUAGUUGAUGUAGCUUCGGUUUAAGCUGUGCUUCAAUCUUGCAAUGUUGGAUCUGUAAAUCACUGCCCGUGAUAAUUUUUAAACAUUCUGCAAAGAAAACUAACGAGCUGGGCUCAGCUUGAUACAACAUUGCAGAAAAACAUUACAUUCACGGACUAAAGAAAAUCGCUUAGUCAUUCAGAUCCAGAAGGCACUUUGGAGAAAAGUAAGACCCUUAUUCAGCCGCAAUAAAAAGCUUUACGCUUCAAAAGAGGUCAAAGAAAAUGCUCUUGCAUCAGAGGGCAAAUCCUGCCGACCAGAAGCGAAAACCACAGUAAACUGAUGUGUGCCAUGACCUCUCAGUGUGAUAUAAGCGGCUAAAAUUACAUUUGCUCAGUGAAAAUGUAGAACCUUUCAAGCAUAAUCUACUCACCUGAAGAAAAAACUCAUGGGAACAAGCAGCAUUUUGGCAUGAGGUAAAAGUCGUGUAGGCCUACCGCCCCCUUUUAUUGCUAUAAGUACCCGAAGGUGUAAUUCCUGUCGGCGAUCGAAGCGCUGCUGAUCUCUUUGUCCUUAUCUUCGUAGCUUCACGUUCUGGAGAAGUCAUGAUAGUUCCUGUACCUUUCGCAUUCCAGUUCGUUCAUUGCAGGGGCUUGUUAAAUAAGAAACUGAACUCGCAAGACGAACGGCCUGUCGCGCACAAGUUAAGCAGCUUAAAUCGGAAAAGCUUUCUCCUUGCUCAAGGAGAAAUCUUACGAUUCAAACGCUUGCGCUAGUACAACGCUGUCUUGACCACUGUCAACCAGCAAGGUCUUAUUUCUUUUCUUAUUUCUUUCUUCCAAAGACUGGCACGGUAUUAAUUCUCUUACCAGAGAUCAACCACUUUUUGCAAAAUCGACAAUGAGGCUCGCGCUCCAUUUCACUCAGUUUUCAGACGGAGCAAAACACCGCUCAUUUCCCGUUAAUUUUUCCAGGAGUUACUCAAGCGCGAAAAUUGAUUGACAGAGAACGAUCUUGCUGACAGAUGAUCGGCAGGACAAUUACAAGAUGACGGAAUAGCGACCUCAAAUAUUUGUCUACAGGCUCUCCACCCCCCCCCUUUCUCCCUUAAUUUUUCCAGGAUUUACCAAAAGGCGAAAAUUGAUUGACAGAGAACGGUCUGGCUGAAAGAUGAUCGGCAGGACAAUUACAAGAUGACGGAAAAGCGACCCCAAAAAUUUUGUCACAGGCCCCCCCCCCCCCCCCCCCCCCACUUUCCCUUCCCUUUCCAAGCUCUUUUUCCCCAAACAAAGAGCCUUCGACAGAGGGGCGUCUGCUCGCAGGGUCUGCUUGUAAUCAUUUCAAACAGCAUCAGUCGUGGGGCCAGUUGCAUAAACUCAGGCGAUCGUAAAAAGCAAUCUUCGACAUUAAACUCAGGGACCAGUUGCUAGUUGCGUUUCAUCUGACGUUCAAUUUAAACGCAAGAUUCAAUGGUCAUGAUGCAAAAGCCUCUUGUCAGUUCAGCCCAAAGCUUACUGACUUUUGUUAUAUUGCAGGUCGGUCGCCUUCCUAAAACAACAGCAUCAGAUCCUACUGGCAGCAAGUCGAGGGGGUGUAAAAAGGUAAAUGCAUGUAUGUUGAGGAUGUGAUCUAUUCACCAAACGCUAAAUAUAGAGUGUUUUCACAUGACAUCAUGGCGGCCAUCAUUUGGUGUCGCAAAACAAUAAGACAGCUGUCAUGUUGGUGUCCUAAACUAAUCCUGUGGAAGUUGAACUCCUUUCCUUUGCAAACGGCUUUCUUUUGUUCCAAUAUCUAUGCAUAGAUACUGGUCACGUGAGUGAAAACGCUCUAUAUGAUAUAUGAUAGCCAUCACAAAGUGUCCUCGAGAAUAAUAGUUUUCCAGCUGAAGAUCUGUCGAAUCUUAAGCAAAGAUAAGAAAAGAAAAAACAACACAAUGAAACAAUAAGUGCUUAUAUUUCCAGCAGUUCUUCAUGUCCGUUGUCACUUCAUUUAAGCUGCAUGUUCCCGCUUUACUGGAAUUAUUAUGAAAAGAAAAGAAAAUCGGAAAGAAAGAAAAUCCAAGAAAUUAUUUCUCAGCUCUGAAAUCCGUUUACAGAUUUCGCGUUCGAUUGCAAAUCCGAAACCCGGAUUUUAUAAUCUGAAUCCAGAUUACCCAAUCGAACGCACCCUGAGCAAAGAGACAACGAAGAAGAAAAGUCAGUUAGCAAUUUCACUUUUCUUUUGAAGGUCUUGCGACUCACGGAUCCGAGUUACUUACUCAAGAAGCUAAAAUUACGUGAAGAAACCGAUACAGGCGCUGAAGCGCCUUCAACCAGCAACGAUGAAAAACCAGAAGAAGACUCUCGUGUAAGUACUGGCGAAUUUCAUUUCUUUUUAAAAUUCCUCCUGAUUUUCGAAAGUUGUAACCAGUUUUCUACCAUUUUUUAACAUUUUUGUCAAAGAGAAGUUUUAUGAGGAAAAACUGGCUAAAGGAUUAAACGUUUCUGUCAAACAUGAACUAUAGGAAACAUGGAUUUCAACUAAACUGAGGUUUAAUUAAUGCGUAAUUAAUCCAAUUGAAUUAUCUCAGUACUCUUUUGUCCUGUCCGGUCCCAGUGUAUUUCUCGUAGAAAAGCGUGGAAAUACAGGGCACUAAUUUGUUUUAAAGGACUCAAUCGGCAUUCGUAAGAUCUCCUCUAAAAAGUUAAGGAGAACACACCGCACGCUUAGCACCCUCGUCUCAGGUUUUAAAGAGGACGCUCGGUUACCAAGCCUCCGCCAAACGCCAAUGGAGUUUUGAAGAGUAUUUCCAGGCUUUUCGGAAAAAGAUAAAAUAUACAGGAGAAGACAAAGAGUACUUUAAUCUGGGUUAUUCAACCUUUUUACACAAAAGUUUAACCUUUUAUUUAGUCGAAAACCAUGUUUCCUCUGUUUACUUUCUAUAGCUUAUGAUUUAAAGUGCAUUUGAGCAAUCGGCACUUCUCACGUUCUUGUCUGCUGCUCCUUUACCAUUCAGUUAGACAGGGACCGGGCUCCGCUUGGGGGAAAUUUCAAAGGAAAAAAAAUGGCGGGCGAAGUGAAUCAUCUUUUCCUGUAAAAAACACACCGUGGGAAUUGAAUAAAUAUAUUCCUUCACUAAAUAAACUUAUUUUUUUAUUUUGCAGCUCAUGCGUAAAAAAAGAUCCUCAGUUGGAAACGCCCUUCAGUCCAUCCAGUCCAGAAAGAAGGAGGGUGGUGAAAAACAGAGCUCUAGUGUCCCUUACAUGUUAAUGAGGGAUGGUUAA
This is a messenger RNA of Porites evermanni, 7691 nucleotides long. The record is from the annotation of a GenBank genome assembly. Lineage: Eukaryota; Metazoa; Cnidaria; Anthozoa; Scleractinia; Poritidae.